Messenger RNA from Aspergillus sclerotioniger CBS 115572, 1849 nucleotides. RefSeq lists its product as uncharacterized. Lineage: Eukaryota; Fungi; Ascomycota; Eurotiomycetes; Eurotiales; Aspergillaceae. The transcript has a single exon. The record is from RefSeq and is a predicted model, not a curated record. The coding region runs from base 1 to 1764 and encodes 587 amino acids.
AUGCCGAAUAAGGGACCACGCAGUCGCAGGGCGUCUUUCAAAGAACGAGUUGAAUUUGAUCCGCCACCAGAUGCCAAACCAGAAUACCUUACCGAUGAUUUGGAGGAGCUUCAAGCAGCCCAGCGAAAAGCCAAGGAAGUUGAGGACCGAAAUGUGGAACUAGCAAAACUGAAUGAUGAACUAGCACAAAAACUCCACAUCUCGAAACAAUCGCUUGAAGAGCAACACAAAGCCACGGUAAAUGCAGAUGCAGCUCGUAUUCUGGCUGAAAAGUUAAGCGAUGCAAGAGAGAAAACUAUCAAAGCAGCCGAGGAAGUCAACGAGCAGCUCCAAAAGAAGACCGAGGUCCAGAAAGGAAGGAUCAACCAGCUUCAGGAACAGAAUAAGAAGAUCGCACGAGACAAAGAUGAAAUCGAUAGAAUAAUCAAGUCGCAACAGGACAAGUUAAAUGACAAUGAAGAAGAGAUGAAAAAACUCAAGCAUCAGCUUACCACACAACAAUGGGAGAUUACAAGCAUGAGAACGGAAUAUCAGGCUAGGAUGACAGAGGCAGACAGAAAUAAAUUGUUUCUAUUGGAGCGGGUUCACAGGGCUAUUGAGACGGAGGAUAUUGCUGAGCACGCGAUGUUAGAAACUGUGCAGCAUCCCGGUGUCACCUGGCCCGAGCUGGCCCCCUCGAGCGACAGUGGGCAGAUGAUUCCCUCUGGUGCCAAUCAAACGCUUUUGUCACUGAGCGAGGAAUUACAGAAUACCCUAUAUAGCCUGUCUGAAGGCACAGCGAGUCGGUCGAGUUUAGCGACACUUUAUGGGCAGCAGGCGCAACUGGAUCGCGAGACAGACCCGGCCAGUCUUCCUGACGCGCCAUCGCUAUUUGGUCAAAGCCUGGCCCCGGCUGCCGAAGUGGCUCCUAUGGACUGGGGCAAUGUGGAGCAAGCAGCCCAUGCAGGUGUGAUUCCAUUCCUCGGGGAUCUAUCCAACACGAAUCGAAAGCGGCCUCUGUCUGAGUUGGAGAACGCAGAUGGCUUCCAUGAGGUGGAUAACGCGUUCGCACGGGGUAAGAAGAUUCGCAUUGCUGCCGGUCAGAGCCAGCUAGAGCAGAUCCAAGGCAAUGUGGGUUAUGAUAAUCGCUUUGAGUUCCCACUGUUCAACCCGGCGACUUCGCGGAAACUUUGGGGUCGUACAUAUCGGACUGCAGGUGUCCAGACGCUGGAUAAUUCUCUCAAACCCCAACCGACAGCUACGAUCAUAUCUGUCAAACAGCCGAGCGAGCCUGAACGAAAGCUAAAGAGAUCCCUGUCAUGUGGACCGAAUUACUCAGGGCCAGUAUAUCUCCCAAAGAAGUAUGAGUCGCAUCCUUUGGAGAUAAAACCAUCCCGAACGACACCAAAGGCCUGGACCAACCUGUCGACCGACCAGCUGCCUGCCACGGGUGCUCUGCAAACGCACAUUGUACCUAGGAAAAGAAUCGCAAAUAGGGUCACACAGACGGCCCCAAAGAAGGUUCACGAGGAACCACCGAUCCCCAUCUGGAUGAUGGUACUGGUGGCCCUCUUCAGCCUUGGGGUGCUCCUGGUUGUUUGGGCCCUACUUGGUCGUCUAAUCCGAUGGUUAUUUAUAACACUAAAAUGGAUGCAUUACAACGAGGUACCCGAAGACGUCUUGAGAAUGGUGCGCGGUAGAAAACGCCCUGGGUGGCUGUGGGUGCGAAAGAUAGACUAUAAUCUGGCCAGACUUGUAGACAUCAAAUCGGGCUUGCUUGGAUGACGAUGCAGGUACGAGUCUGUCGGCCCUGGUGGCACGGCGGACUUAGUGAUUGGGAAUGGUAUAGAUGUAUAUAGACAGCUGAUGU